This is a messenger RNA of Penicillium olsonii, 2376 nucleotides long. The record is from the annotation of a GenBank genome assembly. NCBI's taxonomy places the organism in Eukaryota, Fungi, Ascomycota, Eurotiomycetes, Eurotiales, Aspergillaceae.
AUGGAGGAUGACCAUGCGAGCCCUGCAAGUACCUCGAUCCCGUCAAUCGUCCUGAUCGGUUUACCAGGAUGUGGCAAGAGGAUAUUGGCAUUCAUUGGAGCUCUUCACCUGGGAAAGAGACUUGUCACGGCAGAGCGAUUCUUUGAGAUCGCCACCGGCUUGUCGCGAAAUGAAUUCCUCCGGAGGAAUGGCAAAGCCGUGCUCAAAAAACAAACCAUCUCCCUCGUUUUGAGGAUGCUGCGCGAAAAUGAAAAUGAUUGCAUUAUUGAAUGUGGACUCAGCACAUUCAAUCCGGAAGUGCAAGACUUUCUCGUGAACUACAAAGAAACCCACCCGGUGAUUCACAUUAUGCGCGAUCACCAUGAAAACAAGACUCUUUUGCAGAUGGGAGAUGCGGAUACAGAAAGACUCCAGGAAUUCGAUAGUCUACACAUCCCUUGCGCAAGCUUCCAAUAUUUCAACCUGACUGAUUCUGGUUCUACAGCUGAGGUGACCGCAACCGGGACUGCUUUUGCGGCUCAUCACCUGAAGGAGACAAAAACGGACUUUUGUCAUUUCUUGGACCUUCUCGCAGGAACAAAGGUCAACCAGCAGCUGGAAGACCCAAAUGAGUUCCAAAUUACGUCUAGCGCUAUUGAGAAACGCCAGUUCACCUAUGCUCUUGUUGUGAACUUCUCGGAACUCGUCGCUGGGCAUUUCAACCCUGCCUGGUUCGAAUCUGGUGCCGAUGCUAUUCAAUUGGUAAUCGACGCUAAUGAUGACAUCUCAACGGAGGCUAUCAGCAAGCAGAUCGCCAUUAUACGGCGAUCGACCAAGAUACCAAUCGUCUAUGAGGUUGAAUGUGCAGUAUUCGAGCGCAAUGCUACCACCGGGAUGGAACCCCAACUUUUGAGACUCCUGUCUGAUGGGUUGAAUAAUUGUGUUGAAUAUCUGGCUUUGGACAUCAGCCAAAUCCCAUCUGAACUCUGUCUUGGUAUCCUCUCUCGGAAAAGGCGCACAAAGGUCAUUGGGUGUUCGCAUAACACAGCCCACCAGGACUUAUGUGACAUGUAUCGGAAGGCCAAGGCGAUGGGGUGUGACCUUGUAAGAUUGACCGAGGAUUCGAUGGGGCAGGAUGACGAGCGGCUACAGUUGGUUACGGGCACAUUCCCCCGGGAUGCGGUGGCUAAGUGUCCCCUGAUCUCCUACUCUACGGGAUCAAUGGGGCGCCGAUCACAGAUUUUUAACCGAAUUCUGACUCCCGUUUGGCCUGUGGAAUCGGUUCGAGAUACAGAGGAGCAUUUUAUCACCGCAAAGAAAGCAAUGGAAGGGCUUUUUGCAACUUGUGUCUUUGACUCACUCAAAUUUUAUCAUUUCGGUGCCUCGGUAUCAUGGAGUCCAUAUCCACCCGCCAUGCACAGAGCGGCUUAUCAAGAACUUGGUUUGGGGCACUCAUAUCAAGCUUUUGAAACGACAUCUGUUUCUGAAAUUGACUGUGUAGCCUCCUCUUCCAACUUCGGCGGUGCCAGCAUCAGUCUGCCCUUCAAGUCUGCAAUCGGCUUCUCGAAAAGGGAUGUGAGAAGCCCCCAUGCCACUGCAAUUGGCGCCAUCAAUACCCUACUUCCAUUGAGAAAAUCAUCCCAAUUUGGCACGUCGCUUGGAUGGCAGGCAUCUCAACGAAAUCGAGCCGGGGAUGUGACGGGCUGGUACGGCGACAACACAGACUGGCUGGGGAUCUCAGAUUGUGUCAGCAAAUGCUUGUCUCCCAGAAAUACCAUCAGAUCUUCCACAACAACAGCGCUAGUCAUUGGAGCUGGGGGAGCCGCCAGAGCCGCCAUUUAUGCAUUGAUCCAAAUGGGAUGUCGGAACAUAUUGAUAUUCAAUCGCACUGUUCGGCACGCGGAGACGGUGGCCGCCCACUUUAACUCUUGGAUGAAACAAACGGCCCACAACAUUCCUGGCAAUAUCAGCGUGAUCCGAUCCACUUCCGACCCCUGGCCGGUCAAUCUCCACCCGGCUACAAUAAUUAUAUCAUGCGUCCCGGCGCACAGCAUAGACGGCCAACGUCCAGCGAACCUAACACUGCCAAUCGAAUGGCUUUCUAGCAAGUCUGGAGGAGUGGUAGCUGAAGUGAGUACACUCCGAUCACCCAAACUUCUAGGACAGGAGCUCCAUCUUUCUAACGAAUCUAAGCUUGCAUAUCGCCCCCGAGAAACACCUCUUUUGAAACAGGUCCGAGUUAUGCGAUCGAAGUACAAUGUUCCCUGGGUCACAGUGGAUGGGCUGGAAAUGCUUCUGACACAAGCAAUAUACCAAUUUGAGUUGAUGACGGGGAGAAAGGCACCUCGAGGUGUGAUGAAGAGUCAAAUACAUGAUCACUAUGACACCCUUUUGUGA